Messenger RNA from Tigriopus californicus, 1540 nucleotides. RefSeq lists its product as uncharacterized. The transcript has a single exon. The record is from RefSeq and is a predicted model, not a curated record. Bases 137 to 1345 code for a protein of 402 amino acids. Lineage: Eukaryota; Metazoa; Arthropoda; Copepoda; Harpacticoida; Harpacticidae.
UCUGUCACAAAGUUUGCCUAAUAAUUUCGGAAAUGUUUGGUAUUUGACAAACUUAUCUCCAAUGACGCGUCUACACGUGAGACCACGACGCAUCCAAAUUACCUUGCCAAAUAAUUCUUGAGAAGUCGAUUUCAAAAUGGCUGCAAAGAAGAAGCUAGCAAAAGCUGCUUACAUUUCUCAUGCAUUCAAACGACAAGACGAGCUGAAGCACAUUGACGUGGAGGGACCAAGACUACAAAGAGCAUUCUGGGCGAGGCCAUGGCUCUUAGCUCGGAAAAAUGAUUGUAGCACCGUGUACCCCGAAAUCGAAACGGACACAGAAAAGUUUAAGGCCACGUUCCGAAUGGACCUGUCCACAUUUGAGUUGAUCUUUCGUCGCAUUGAAGGAAGAAUAACUAAGAUUGCAACCAACAUGAGACAACCCAUUCCCCCGCGAGUCAGAUUACAAGUGGCCUUGCGGUACUUGACCUCUGGUUGCUCAUUUAAAGUGUUGGAGGAGGCCUUCAGAAUAAGUUCCAAGGCCAUUGCCCUGAUUGUGCCUCAAGUUUGUGACGCCAUAUGGCAAGAGUUCGCUGAGGAGGAAAUUAGAAGUCCCCAAACGCAACAAGAGUGGCUCGAAAAGGCCAAAGUUUUCGACUCAAAGUGGAAUUAUCCUUUUUCCUUGGGAGCCCUUGACGGAAAACAUUGCCUUGUAAAAUCAUUCGGCAAUUCAGGUUCUCUUUUUUACUCCUACAAGCAAGAUUUCAGCGUUCUCCUCCUGGCACUUGUUGAUGCCGAAUACAGGUUCAUGUAUGUAGACAUCGGUGCACCAGGAGGUAGCAAUGAUUCUGGUGUCAUGAAAGUAUCAAACCUUCAAUCAGCUCUUGACAAUGGCAACCUUAACCUCCCUGUGGAAAAACAUCCAUUGGGUGUUGAUUAUCAUUUCAUCGGUGAUGACGCAUUUGGAUUUACGACUCGUCUUGUUAAGCCUUAUCUUUCUCGAGGGCUGACUGCGCAACAAAGAAUAUUUAACUACAGAUUCUCAUGGACCCGGAGAGUGGUUGAGAACGCGUUUGGCAUCAUGUCGAGCAAAUUUCGCGUCCUCCGAACGGCUAAUCACCAGAACUACGAGAACUGUGUCAAGACAAUAAAAGCAGUUACUGUGCUUCACAAUCUCUUGCUCAAACCCCAUGAGAUUAUUACUGCGGACGCUGAGGGCUCUUCCUAUGAAAAUUGUUCCAUUAUGGACCGUAUCCAAUCGCAAUGUGGGAACAGAACCGGCACUACUGAGGCCCGUGACCAACGAGACAAGAUGGCUCAACAUUUCUUCUCUGGUCAGGGACAAGUUCCUUUUCAGUGGGAAUGAGCCUUUUACGCCUGAAUUUUCAAUGAGCUCAAUGAUAUUUCAUUGAAUCAGUUCAAAUUUGUAAUUCUCAUGGAGCACGUAAACUUUGUUUAUAACGUUAAAGUAUUGCCUAAUAAUAAUGAUAAUCAUUACAUUGUGACUCCAGGUAAUGUCAAUUUGGAAAAUGUAGAUAAGUGUGCGUAUUAAUAUCAUGUU